AUGCUCCGGAGACGUGUUGAAAGUCCGAUCAAGGUGGCGAAUGGCAAGAGCGACGAGGAGUUUAUCGCAGAGUAUCUAGCACCGAACAUGGGCCAACCAAUGGCUGCACCCCAAAACAGGAACCUCCGGGGAGCACUACAAGACCUCGUCAAGAGGUUGGCACCGGGGAGCAAGAGGCGGGAGAUGAAAGACCACGACUUGCGCUAUAUCCUGGUCAGGGAUGAGGGCGGUCUUGUGAAGGGCUUCACGUCAUUAAUGCCUUGCUUUGAAGAGGGGCAGCCCGUGAUUUACUGUUACGAGAUUCACCUCGUACCCGAGUUGCAGGGAACGGGGCUUGGCAGACUCUUGAUGGGCUUCCUCGAGACGAUUGGGAAAAACGUACCCAGCGUGGAAAAGGUGAUGCUUACAUGCUUCCUCGCCAACGAGAAGGGCAUCGAGUUCUACGAGAAGAUUGGGUUCGCCAAGGACGAGAUAUCACCCGUUCCGAGAACGCUUCGGUUUGGGAAGGUGUUCAACCCCGACUACAUGAUCAUGAGCAAAGUGGUCAAGACCAGCGAUCCUUGA
Messenger RNA from Parascedosporium putredinis, 564 nucleotides. The record is from the annotation of a GenBank genome assembly. NCBI's taxonomy places the organism in Eukaryota, Fungi, Ascomycota, Sordariomycetes, Microascales, Microascaceae.